Cladophialophora carrionii CBS 160.54 is the source of this 1824-nucleotide messenger RNA. RefSeq lists its product as uncharacterized. The record is from RefSeq and is a predicted model, not a curated record. Gene Ontology annotation, cellular component: cytosol. Gene Ontology annotation, molecular function: holo-[acyl-carrier-protein] synthase activity; magnesium ion binding. Bases 1 to 1824 code for a protein of 607 amino acids. The transcript has a single exon. NCBI's taxonomy places the organism in Eukaryota, Fungi, Ascomycota, Eurotiomycetes, Chaetothyriales, Herpotrichiellaceae.
AUGAAGCGCCAUUGUCCGGAAAACUUCGAAACCACGAUCAAUCGGUGGUAUAUCGAUACCCGGCCCUAUGUCCCUCAACCGCACAAUCCCAAAUCACUCCAUUCGCUGCCACUACUCUCAACGCUGCAACGCGCGGACCAAGAAGCAGUCACCCGCUUCAUUCGGCCCGCUGAUCGCUUCAUGUCUCUCGCCAGCGCGUUGCUGAAGUACACAUUCAUUCACCGGCGGGCCAAAGUCCCCUGGAGUAAGGUGCAGAUCUCACGGACACCAGCUCCUCAUCGACGACCGUACUGGGAACCACCAGAGGACUGGUCCACCACCGACAUCUACGAUGAGAGUGAUCCCAUCUACGGCGAGCCAUGUCAAAUAAGAGGCCUUGAGUUCAACGUCUCCCAUCAAGCAGGCCUGGUCACCAUCAUCGGCUGCUCGACGCCCACCGCUCAACUUCCUGCGUCCGUCAUGCCGAAUCCAGGACCUCCCUCCCCUACCGUGCUCGACUCUCUCGCUCAAAUAGACCUCAACACCCACCCAACGUGCACGGCCUUUGAGGACUGCAACAUCAUUCGCCUCGGAGUCGACAUAGCAUGCACAAAUGAAGACAAACGGACGCCCAAAGACCUGACCACGCAGGCGAAAUUUGACGAGUGGAUCGAAAUCUUUGCGGAGAUGUUCUCCGACCGGGAAAGAAGACACAUGCGCGAAAUACCGAUCCAUGUGCCCGUCAAAGAACGCGAAGAAGGCGAAUGGAGUGACUCAAACUCCUCCGCGGCAUCGUCGCCAAAGGACGGCAAGGGCGACAGCAGCAUCUUCAGGGAACAUGAAGCCAAGAUGAUCAGCCUGAAGCUGAGGCGCUUCUACGCCUACUGGGGUCUGAAAGAAGCGUACAUCAAAAUGGUCGGCGAAGGUCUCCUGGCCAGCUGGCUGAGGGAAUUGGAAUUCCUGGACGUGCAUGCUCCGCCGCCGCCCCCACCGCAGCAGCAACGAGAUCCACGAGCCUCAAGCGCGCCACUACCAGACCACCGCCCCAGACGGGAUAGCAGUAGCGUUACCAAGGGAAUCCUCGAGAACCAGACAACUCCACUGCCCGCCUCGGCGGAUAUAUUUGCCCAUAGGAACUCAACUGGUGCGAAUCCAUCACUACCAGAACUGCCAGUCCUUGAUGUCGGCGGGGCAUCUAGCAUACCUACAACCGCCAACGGGACCAAUGGUAGGCGUGCCGAAGACAACUCUGGCACCCUAGUGCCACCAAUCGAGAUCAGCACCACCACCACCACCACUACCACCACCACCCCAGCCCAUCGUAGGACAUCCUCCAUCCCUGCCGCGGACAUGUACGCGCAGCACCGCCCGUCCAUCUCAUCCCUGACUCCCACGGACGCGGCGCACGAUCCGAGAAAACUGUCUUUCCCAGCAACCAAUUUGACCAACGGUACGGCGCACGUCCGUCCGCACGAGCAUCUCUCCCCGUUCCCGGACUCACCGGCGACGCCUUCGUUGCUGGAAUCGCCUCGCCUUUCUUUCUCAGCAGAGGAACACCACCACCACCCCGAACCGACAGAGACCGCGAAAUGGACACCGCCCGACCAAGCGGAGCGCGGGAUGACGACGCUCUUCAAGGGCAGGAGAGUCGAGGACGUCGAGAUCGAACUGGUGGCGUAUGAUCAGGACUUCAUCAUCGCGACGGCCCUGCGGGGCGUCAAGGAGCGCGAAAUCCCAGGCGAAGUCGGUACCCUUGGCGAAGGCAGCGGAUGGUGGUUACGGUUGGAUUUCGACAAUGAUAUUCGACCUUGUGCCGAGGGGUGGUGUACGUGUCUGGAACGGUGA